AUGAUCACGAAUCAAUCGACGACACCGACGACAGCGUUUUCUGGCAGUACCGCGUCCCGAAAUCAUUCUUCAUUGACUGUCAACUCAUCGAAUAAUAGCCAAAUCGAUGUGUUCUCAGGUGAUCAGCAAUAUGCCUGUAUUGCUAGGAACACCGCUAACGCUAUCACAUUCCGUGAAUCCUACAAACCGAACAGGUCGUCAUCAUCUCGGGUCGUUCUACCGUAUGUGACUCAGCACUCAGAUUCGGGGUUCGGUUCGGCACUGUCAUCCGGUUCGUCGUGCUCCUAUCUGCCUCCACCUCCACCGUAUCGUAUGCGAAGCAAGCAGCACAAAAUACAUCGCAGCUUCAGCGAUUCUAAAUAUUCAAUUGGUCAGCAAUCUGCUAUCGUUCCAAUUACGAACGUUCAACGACGUACACGUGGAACAAGAUGGAAUAGUCAGUGUAGUUUGAGUCCAUCCCCUUCUAUGUCAACUGUUUCCUGUCCAGAAUAUCCAGAAUUACAAGAGAAGUUGCAUCGCCUGGCUAUGGCCCGAGAUAGUCUUUCAUUACAGGUUUCGGUUCUAAGCGAGCAGGUGGGAGCUCAAAAGGAGAAGAUUCGAGAUUUGGAAGCCUUGCUGGCUGCAAAACGGAACAGCCUCACUUCUUCCGAGGAAUUGCUCCAAGGAAAAUACAACUAUGGCGGUGAAUGCUCAGACAUGGAGUCGAAGAAACUCAAUUUAAUGGCCGAAGUUUCAUGUCUGAAGCUCAAAUUCGCCGCCUUAGAACAGGAGAAAAGUGAGGCCGAGAGGAAACUCAAAAUGUCGCAGAAUGAAAUUGACCACGUUAAUCAGUCAAUUCACGGUAAAGCUGUCCAGAAGCCGUCGCGAUCGCAGACCAACGGAGGCAGUGAACGCUCAGCGUAUCUGCCGGCACUGCGAGAGAAUCGGCUCGAGAAGCAAGAUGAAGAGCUGGAGCAGUUACGACAUACGGUACAACGUUUGUUGGCUGAUAAUGAGCAAAAGAAUCACCAAAUCAAAAGCCUUCGUGAUGCCUUAGAACUUCGUUCCAGAUCUCAACAGGAGGAGUACUACGUGGUACCUCGCUAUGAACAAACGUCCUCCUACGAUUUGAACUCACAAAUACGUCGACUACUUCUGGAAGAACCUCCGGAGCCCAUGACUCACUCGACGUCAUAUCCCGUACGUCUCUGCUCAUCGCCUUACAAUCGGGGGACAAUACAGCCUUCGUCGUCGUUUACUUCUUCACUCUCAACUGCCUCAUCGUAUCAUAGCUGGUCGCAAGGGGCAAAUCGCCACUUAUAUCCAACUAUACCUGGACCAAGAAGUGAACGAAGCUGCCGAUCUCCGUCAUCGCCUGCUGCUCGUCAACUUGCUGCCGAAUUGGACGAAUUGCGUCGAUUAGGUAAUGAAACGCAAGGGAAUCAAAUUUAUUCAACGGCGAGCUUACCACGAGGAAUGGGUCAUAAGGCAUCGUCAACUUUGGCGCUUCCUACAAAAAAGUACUCGAUGACAACGGGAGGAUCGGCUGUGGAAUCAGAUGACGAAGUCGCCAGAGGUGGAAGAGGUACUGCCACAUCAUCACGUGCUUCCGAUGAAAAGCCUCUUAAACGAGAUCGAACACGAUCUUCCAUACGAAAUCUGUUCAUGAAGUUAACUCGAAGUACAUCGCAAGAUCAGAAUGGUGGUACGAUGCUCAAAAAAGGA
Messenger RNA from Ostertagia ostertagi, 1704 nucleotides. The record is from the annotation of a GenBank genome assembly. Lineage: Eukaryota; Metazoa; Nematoda; Chromadorea; Rhabditida; Trichostrongylidae.